AGUAUCAAUUCAGACGUCGUCGCUUUCAAACGUGUUACGCGCGUGGUUCGCGCUUUGUUCGUUUGACAAAUUCGUUCAAUUUCCAAGAAAAAAGAAAAUUGCAACAUCAACAACGCAACAAGUGUGAAGUGUUGUGCGUAUGCGUAAAUCAAAAUAAUUACUAGUAAAAAUCGGAGUGCUUCAGUUUUUAUUUUAGUUGCUUUUAUAGCCAUUCUUUGCUUUGGCCUUCGAUCUGCGCGAUCUGUGCGUCAAAAUGUGCAGCAGCAAAGUUAAAAAUGAUUUGAGUGCUGCGUUAAUUUAAUUAAGCGUGGCAAUAAAUUUGCUGUUAAUUUCUUAGUGUUAAUGGUGAAAAAUUGUAAAAAGUGUUCAUUUAUGCUGGGAUUAUACUGGAUGUGUUCAUUUUUGGAUUUAAAUAGAGCGGCGAAACGUGACAAAAGUUAGCCGGAGGAACACUGCAGCAACAGAUAAACGACGUCACACUGGAGUCACAAAUACGAUAAACAUUCCAAAAACUCCAUAUUACCUCUCUCUGUCUCUCUCUCACUCGCUCUCUCUGUUUACCACCACCCACCCAAACUUUCUGUCAUCCUCUCUCGGUAUGUCACAUGAUAAGAAAAUGUUGGAUCGCGAGGCAGUACGUUCAGUUAUACAGCAAUGGAAUGCCAAUCGAUUGGAUCUCUUUGCGCUAUCCGAACCAGACGAGAAUCUGCUCUUCCAUGGCGUGAUGCGCUUCUAUUUUCAAGAUGCCGGACAGAAGGUGGCCACCAAAUGCAUUCGCGUUGCCAGCGAUGCCACAGUCACAGAUGUCAUAGACACAUUAAUCGAAAAGUUUCGGCCCGAUAUGCGAAUGCUGUCGGUGCCCAACUACGCCCUCUACGAGGUGCACGCGAAUGGCGAGGAGCGUCGCCUCAACGCGGAUGAGAAGCCGCUGCUCGUCCAGCUCAAUUGGCAUAUUGACGAUCGCGAGGGUCGGUUCUUGUUAAAGAAUAUCGAUCAGAAGACGACGCCCAUUGAGCAGUCGGAAUUAAACUUCAAGCGCAAGCUAUCGAAGCGUGAGAAGAAGGAGCAGAAGAAGAAGGAUAAGCUGGCGAAGCUCAGCUCCGAUGUGCCGCUCUCCAAUGGCAGCCAGCUGGGCAUGGGCAAUGGCGUCGGCAGCCUCGCUGGCGGCACAGCUCACAUGAACGGUAGCGCGGCAGGCGGCGCGGGCAGCGGCGGCGAUGCUGGGGAUGCGGUGGCCGGCAAGCUGUACACAGAGCUGCCGGAAACGUCGUUCACACGCUCGAUCUCAAAUCCGGAGGCGGUGAUGCGGCGACGGCGACAGCAAAAGCUCGAAAAGAAGCUGCAACAGUUUCGAUCACGCGACGGCGGACCCGACACGGGCGGCACCCUGAAAAUCUACGGCGAGAGCCUCUGCCAGGAUGUGCCCUACAAGACGCUGCUGCUCUCCAUACGCGACUGCGCCCAGGCGGUUGUCAGGGAAAUGCUCAGCAAAUAUGGCCUCGAGAAGGCCGAUCCCUUGCACUAUUGCCUCGUCCAGGUUAACAGCGAUGGAACCGAGUACAUACUUGACGACGACGAGUGCCCCUUAUCAAUACUCAUGAAUCAUCCGACGUCACGCGGUUCUAUCAUGUUUCAUGUGCGACGCCGUCCGGCGGACUCGCAGCCGCGUCGACGCAAGAAAAAACCAUUGGGAUCUGCGAAUGGCGCGAAUCACAUGUCCGGCGAUCGCGAGGGCCCCGUCCUGGUGGAGGUAACGCACAGCGGCGACGGCGGACGCCGCAUUAAGCUGGGCAGCGAUCCGGUCGAGGUCGGUUCAGCGAACACGAAUUGCCUGCAGCUCUUUGGACCCUCGAUACAGCCGAGGCACUGCCUCAUCUCGCUGCUGGAAGGCGUCUGUACGGUAACGCCGCUGCACACGGAUGCGCUGACCUUCGUCAAUGGACAUCACAUUAGCCAGCCGACCAUUUUGCAUAACGGCUCGGUUGUCAUGUUCGGGCGCGUCGCCUCUUACCGCUUCCUGGACUCGCCCACUGAUGGACGCUAUAAUCUGGCCCUGUCGCAGUCCCAGCUGGACUCGGCCUGCCUCUACGAAAGUCGCUCGCCAACAUCGCCGGGCUCGUGGAACGAUGAGGAUGGGGCUCUCAGUUCGACGCAGAAGAGCGAAUAUGAGCCGCAUCAGCAGCUGAAUCAAUCCUCUGCCGGCUACCACAGCAGCUCGGCGGAGACGCAGCCGCUGCACACGCUGCGGGAUGUGGUGGACAGCAAACAUGGCGGCCAGGAGCAGCAGCAGCAGCAACAGCAGCAGCAGCAGCUAACAAACCCAGGCGGCGGCAAUUAUGAUGGUCAGAGUUUAGAAGGUAAUCUGGAGAAUGAAAUCAAGUCCAUUUCGAGCAUGAAAUCCAAUGGCUCCAACAGUCAGGAAAGAUCGCCCAAGUUGCCUGGCUCUGUUGGUCUACUGUCCGGCGCCGGCGGCAGCGGAUCUGGAGAUGUCCAGGGGCAGGAGCCCAUUUUGCCAGCUGUUCUGGAGUUUCCCGAGACGCAUCAGGAGAACUUUCUGCGCCACAUCAUCAGCGAAUUGGACGUGAAUGUGCCGCACUUUAAGCUGGCGCCAGUUUAUUCGCUAUACCUGUGUGCCAGAUACCGCGCCUCCACCCACUACCGUCCCGAGCUGCAGCCCACGGAACGAGCCCACAAGCUGACCAUAUUUCUGCAUCAUGUGGCGAAUCUGGUCUAUGGCGUCGUCCAGGAGCAGUACACAGAUCCACGUAUACUCGCCUUUUGGAUGGCGAACAGCUCGGAGUUUUUGCAUUUCCUCAAAUCGGAUCGCCACAUUAGCGCAUUCAGCGUACAGGCGCAGGAGGUGCUCGCCGAGGCGGUGCAGACGGCAUUUCGUAAUCUGGUCAAUUGCUUUCGCCUGGAGCUCUCGCAGACGCUGAAUCAAUUCCUCUCGGAGACCAUUGAUCAUGAUUCCGCUGCGGGCCUGGUGCUCACCGUGCUCGGCUCGGCCAUGGCUCUGUUGCGGCGCUGUCGUGUGAAUGCCGCUUUGACCAUUCAGCUGUUCUCGCAGCUGUUCCACUACAUCAAUGUCAUAUGUUUCAAUACGAUUGUGGCCAACUCGCACAUGUGCACGGGGGAGUGGGGCAAGGUGAUGACGGAGCGUUUGCAGCUGCUCGAGCUGUGGGCUGAGCGUCAGGGCCUGGAGCUGGCCGCUGACUGUCAUCUGGCCAAGAUCAAUCAGUGUGCGCAAUUCCUGCAGGCGCCCAAAUCCUCAGUGGAGGAGAUACAGCAAUUGGCCUGCUCCUGCUUUCGGCUCAACUCGCUGCAAAUGGGUGCACUGCUGCAACAGGAGAAGAUACCACGCAAUCUGGUGGACACGGCUAUACGCAUGGCCGAAUCUGUGGCGGAUGAGCUAACGCGUGCCGAUGGCCGCGAAGUGCGUCUCGAGGAGUCACCCGAACUUCAUCUGGCACUGUUGCUGCCCGACGAUGGCUUCAGCUGUGAUGUGGUGCGCGGCAUACCCACCGGCCUGGUGGACUUUCUCAAUCCAUUGCAGCAGCAGAGCAUGUGCCGUCUGGCGGCCCAACCCACAUCGAUUGGACUCUGGACGGUUUAUAUGCAUCAAUUCAAUGCGCGUAGCUCCAGCGCCAUGUCCAAUAAGCUGCCCCAGCCGGAGGUGCAGCUGAUCAAGCUGCACAAGAACAGCAACGGCAUGGGUCUGUCCAUCGUUGCCGCCAAGGGUGCGGGCCAGGAGCGUCUGGGCAUCUACAUCAAGAGCGUGGUGCCGGGUGGCGCUGCCGAUGCGGACGGCCGCCUACAGGCGGGCGAUCAGCUGCUGCGCGUCGAUGGCCAGAGCCUGAUUGGCAUAACACAGGAGCGUGCUGCGGAUUAUUUGGUGCGCACAGGUCCGGUUGUCAGUCUCGAGGUGGCCAAACAGGGCGCCAUUUAUCAUGGUCUGGCAACGCUGCUGCAGCAGCCCAGUCCGGUUAUACAGCGUGGUAAUCGCCGGAUGUCUGAGCGCGAUUUGAGUCGCAUGGGCGGCGCCGAAUCGUCUAAAUCGUUGGGCGGCAUCGGUGGGCCGCUCAUUGCCAAUAGCCACACGAGUCACAGCCUUAACCAGCACCUAAACCUGAGCAAUAGCAACAUCAACAGUAGCCACAGUCACAGUCACAACAACAACAACAACAACCACAUCAGCGGUAGCAUCAUGAAUCCCCUAGCUGCACACCUGCCCAAUAGCAAAUCGGUGCCGGCCCUGCAUCAUCACACGGGAUCUGGCAACAUAUCCCUGGCCAAUUCCAAGUCACGCAGCACGCACAGCUUGCAUAACAAUGCGGGCGGAGGCGGCGUCAUCGGAGGUCAGCCAAAUGGCAGUCACAACAAUCCAAAUCCGAAUUCGAAUCCAAAUGCAAAUGGAAAUGGAAAUGGAAAUGGAAAUGGCAACGAACAGGGCUUCUACCAGAAUUUAAGCGUGUAUCGUGCACAAAAUCAAAGUCAACCCAUUUUGAAUGAGCGACCAAGCAUGUCUGCACAUGCCGCCAUGAGCGCCUACAAUGGCAGUUCCCCGCAUGCUGCCGCACUGCAACAGCAGCAACAACAGCAGCAACAACAACAACAACAACAACAGCAGCAGCAGGCGUCACCCUACCAACAACAUUUGCAGGCUAGCGCCAAUCUGCCGAGUCGACCCGUUUCCGCCUAUUAUCACAGCCAGCAAAGUGCACAGCAGCAGCUGCAACAGCAACAUCAGCAGCAACAGCAACAUGCCCUGCAACAGCAACAAUUCGCGCACAGCAGCAACAAUCUGAAUGGACAGCAGCAGCAACAACAACAUCCACAGCAACUGACGCUCAACAAUCGCGCCAAGAGCCAACAAAACUUCCAGCACACACUGCGCAUGCAGCAAAUGUUGGCGCCAUCCAUGCCCAACAUAAGCAACAUGUACCAGCAGCAGCAGCAUCAACAGCAACAACAACAACAACAACUGCAGCAGCAGCAGGUGAGCGCCAGCCAGAGCAUGCAGAAUGUGAACGACUAUGUGGCAGGCUAUCAGAACGGCGGACUUGACUAUCAGCAACAUGCGCGACGCAGUCAGCUGCAUGAGGCAGCAGCCCUCUACGAGCUGCAACACCAGCAACAGCAGCAGCAACAGCAGCAGCAGGCGUCGCCGAACUUUAUAACGUUGCCACCAAAGCCGAUUGGCAGCUUACAAUCGCCCAGUAAGCCAGCAGGGCCGCCCAGCACCGCGCCCAAGCCACAGCAACAGCAGCAGCAACGACUCCAGCAGCAACAGCAACAGCAGCAACAGGCAGCAGGCUAUUUGCCCAGUCAUGUGCUGGGCGAGGAUAAACCACCUUUGCCGCCAACAGCGACGCAUCCGUUGUUCAAGGCGACGCAGCAGCUGACGCCGGGCAUGAACUAUGUGGCCAGCACGCUGGAUCCGCCCAAGGGCAGCUAUUUGCCGGCGAAUCAAACGGCAGCGCGAUCGCUGCACAGUGGCGGCAAUCCUUGGGAGCGUGAGGAGCGCGAAAAGGAUCUGGAAAUGCGACGGGAGCACAUACGACAAUGGCGUGAACAGCAAAUUGCCGAGUUGUCGGCGAUAUUGGGGCGCAGUCCCCAGCAGGAGGAGCAGCUGAAGACGCUCAUACUGGAGCGUGACUUUGAGCGGCGCGCCCAGGAGCUGCAGGAGCAGGAGGAGGACCAGGAUCAAUCCUACGACAAGGACAAUGUGCAGGAGCUGUUCCGAUUGUCAGCGAGUGGUGUACAGGUCAGUGCCAUACAAACACCCAUAACCAACUACCGCCAGACGGAAAUCAAGCUGGCUGAGAUCAGCGAGAGCAGUCCCGUCGAGCCUGGGGCCCCAUCACCAGCAGCGCCGGCAACAGCAACGGCAACGGCAACGGCUACACCAACAGCAGCUGGAACACAGCAGCCCAAGAGCAUACUGAAGCAUAAUCGUUACUCUGAGGGCGGCUCUGGUGGCAGCUCUGCUGGUGCGCCCUCGUCGCCGUCCAAGUCGCAGAAGUCGGCAAGCUUUGCGGACGAACGGCAUCUGCAAACGGAGCAUCCCAUUUCCAGUCUGGCCAAGGAGCUGACACAGCUCAGCAUGCUCGACAAGGACAACAACAAUGAGACGGCCGCUGUGGAUGGUUCAGUGCCGCCGCCGCCGCCCCCGGAACGCAAUAGCUCCUAUCUGAUAAUGUCACAGCAGAAGAUGCGCACCAGCGUUGGCGGCAGCUCCAGCUCCUCAAUGGGACUGCUUAAGACGGCCACCAGCAAUCAGGCAGCCGCUGUGGAGGUCAAAAAGGCGGCAAUGCACGGCGCCACGAACAACAACAACAACAACAACAACAACUUGAGUGGCAGCCUCAACAAUAAUACGAUGCAAGCCUCGCCGCUGAGCGCGAUGGAAUUAAAUGCCGCCUAUGUGUCGGCCACUGGCACGGGGAUGAGCAUGGGCACACCGCCACCGCUGCUGCAGAGGGACAACAAGCGGGUGAGCUUCCAUGAUGAGGACAACAACUUGUUGGGCAUCCAGCAACAGCAGCAGCUGCAACAUCAACAAUAUCUGCUCGACAGCUACGCGCUGGAACAACAGGACUUGGACACCAUACGCGAGGAUGCGAGCUAUAUGCAGCACAAUAUGGAUGCCUCGAUGUUGCCCUCGAUGCCGGCCACACCGGAUGCGGCGCUCUGGAACACCAGCGUGCAAUCAACGCCUGGCGUCAUUGGCGCCCAGGAGGUGUACAGAGAUCCCAGAACACGUCGCCUGGCGGAAAAGCAGCAACAGCAGCAGCAGCAACGCGCUGGAGAUGCGGUGCCAGAGAAACUGUCGUUCAAGGAGAAAAUGAAGAUGUUUGCCCUGGAAUCGGGCGAGGAUAAUACGCCCAAGGAUAAGCUGAAAAUAUCGCGAGCGCAAAGAGACAUCGAUGCUGUGCACUGAGGAUCAGCUGAUGUUGAUGUAUAAUUCCAAAUUCCAAAAGUAGAAACUGAAAACACCUAAUCACCGAAUCACCUAAUCAGGAUUAUGAAUUGGGGGCCAAGUUGUUACGUUAAAUAGCUAUAUAUAUAUACAAUAUAGUAUAUAUAUUUAUCAGACAUAGCAGACAUAUGACAAACCUAACGAAUUUGCUUAGCAAGGCAACAAACAAUCCAUAGUUAUUGCGUUAUUCCGAUCUAAAGAUCGCUAAGUUGCGUAGUAUUUGUAGCUAAAAGAGUUGAUUGAUUACAGACAAAACGUUAACUAAAUUCAAUUAGUGAAAAGCAAAAUUAGCAUAUUCUAUCAAUAGUCUAUAUAUAUAUAUAUAUAUUUAAUUAUAAAAAGCCUGGAGACAGGGCAACGAAAGUUGGGCGAGCCACAUUUGUAAAGCGUUUUAAACAUAAUUCUUUACCCAAUCCGAAUAAGUACUAUAUGCAUAUGCAUAUAUGAAUAUGUUUAUGUGCACAUAUAUAAGAUAUAUAUAUUUGACAAACUGUUGCAUCAGAUUAAAAUAUUUAGUAUUUACCUUAUCGAUAACAUGUAAAUGAUGUGCGUUAGUUUAGAGAUAUUUACCUGGGAAUUGUGCGGAACAACAAGAAAUGUUUAUUAUUAUUAAUAUAGUAGGAAAUGAUAAGCCACGACGUCAAAUAACAAAUGGUCCAAUUAUUCAAUUAUUAUUAAAGAGUAUAAAAACAAAAUGUAUAUUUACAAACAUACAAAAGAUUCGACAUAUAUACAUAAAUAUUAAUAUAUAUUUUUAAUUACAACAUUUUCGUACACCUUUUAAAAGCAACAAACAAAGAAACAAAAAACAAAAACCCUAUGCAUAGACGAAAUGUACCAAUUUAAAUCAAAUAGGAUUUCACUACACAAGAACCUAAUGGCUUUAAAACAAAAUAUAUACACCUAUAUUUGUUAUAGCAUACGAUUUAUUCGAAGAAAAAAAAUUACUACAAUUGCAACAGCUAAAGAGCAACAAAUUAUUUUUGUGCAUUCCAAGUAUUUCAAAUAUAUAUUAUGCAAAUUAAAACAUUUUGAAUAUUAUGUAAAAAAAAAGAAAAAGAAGAAAACAAUGACAAUUUGAAAAUUUGCUUUUUAGUUCAACUUUAAGCGCGAUUAGUUUUAAACAAAUUUAAAAUAUAUCGAACACAAAACGAAUAACAAAUUGUGCAUACUUAUGCAAAUAAAAGGUUAUUAAAUUAAUUACAUAAA
Molecule: messenger RNA, 8188 nt
Organism: Drosophila montana
Lineage: Eukaryota; Metazoa; Arthropoda; Insecta; Diptera; Drosophilidae
Gene: cno
Product: canoe
Exons: 20
Coding region: 599-6940 (2113 amino acids)
Biological process (GO): signal transduction; regulation of protein localization
Cellular component (GO): adherens junction
Molecular function (GO): cell adhesion molecule binding
Source: RefSeq, a predicted model, not a curated record